Paraglomus occultum is the source of this 963-nucleotide messenger RNA. The record is from the annotation of a GenBank genome assembly. Lineage: Eukaryota; Fungi; Glomeromycota; Glomeromycetes; Paraglomerales; Paraglomeraceae.
AUGGAAGCUUUUGUCAAUCCCGUGCUUGAAAGCGCCAAAUUUAUUUCCGAAAACAGUAAAGAUGUUGUGAUCAAUGAAGACAGUAUUAAAGAUAUUGCUAACACGCUUUACGAGAAUAUGAAGAAAGAGAGUUAUUCAAUGGCAACUUGGAAGCAACAUCAAUUGCACCCGAAAACACCUAAUGAACAAGCGAUCGACUGGCAAAUGAUACAGGCAACUGUCCUGAUCGUUUUAGUGUUUCAUUCGAUGGUCAACUAUACACUGGCCUUGGCAGAAAAGAUUCCAAUAACUACUGCAUCAGUCUAUGCUUCGGAAGAGCAGCUGACCGACGAGCAGAUUAAAUACAUUUUUCGUUCAGACACUACAGAGCAAAUUCCUUUAUUGCAACAACGAAUCAUGUUAAUGAGAGAGGCUGGACGUGUUCUUGUUGAGAAGUUUGGUGGAACAUUCGUCAAUUGCGUGCGUGAAGCCAACAAAUCAGCCAUGAAGCUGUUAGAAAUCAUUACAGAGAAUUUCGCCUCAUUUAGAGACGAAAAUGAAUAUAAAGGACGGACGGUGAAGUUCUAUAAACGAGCUCAGAUAUUAAUUGCGGACAUAUGGGCCUGUUUCGAAUCACAAAGUUACGGUGAAUUUCACGAUAUCGAUGAAAUUACAAUGUUUGCUGACUACAGAGUGCCACAGGCUCUCUAUCGCAUCAAUGCUAUCUCAUAUUCCUCUCAUCUCAUAUCCUUACUUGACGCCCUAACAAUUUUACCAAACGGAUCACGACUAGAGAUUGAGAUUCGCGGUUGCUCCAUAUGGGCCGUCGAACUUAUUCGACGCGUGCUCGUCAGCAAGGUACAAGAAGGUGAUUAUCAACCAGUUAACGCAAUCCUUAUUGAUUUUUUCAUAUGGGAUUACGCAAAGGAACAUCAGAGCGAAUUGCGUAUAAGGGCACAUCGUACGCGAUCGAUAUAUUAUUAA